AUGAAGGUUGUUCUUCCUACUCUCCUUCUUGCCAGCGCUGUUGGGGCGUUGGCCGCUACUUCCAGCAACACUUGCACGAAGAAGAAGAUUAUCAUUGACACUGAUUUCUGGAACUUGCCCGACGAUGUGAACGCACUCGCCAUUGCAAACGCCUUUGAGACCUGGGGCGAGACUGAGAUCCUUGGUGUUGUGUCGAGCAUCCGUUCCCGGUAUGCUCCUCCGGCCAUUGACGCCGUCGACACCUUCUACGGGCACCCGGACAUAGAAGUAGCCAUCCAAAAGCCGCUCGAUAACACCACCUACGACCCUGACUACACCCGCUACGGCGGCUGGGUCCAAACCCUGGGCCAAAAAUGGCCCGAGGACAUCAAAGACGGCUCCAACACCACGGACCCGGUCCUUCUCUACCGCAAGCUCCUUGCCUCCGCCGACGAUAACAGCGUCACCAUUGCCGUCAUCGGUUUCUUCGACGUCCUCUAUCGCCUCGUCGACUCGCCCGCUGACUCGAUCUCCGGCCUCACCGGCUGGGAGCUCAUCAAGAAGAAGGUUGUCGAGCUCGUCGUCCAGGCCGAUGCGUCGGCGCCGAGAUCGUACAAUCUGUCGCACCACAAUGUCACCUUUGCCGCACAUGUGCUCAACAGCUGGCCAAAGAUGCUGACGUUCGUGCCCGGCUAUGUCGGCAGGAACAUCAGGAUGGGCGCGAAGCUGGCGACGGAGCUGAGCCCGGACACGAACCCGAUUGCGUUUGUGUGGAAUGCGACCAUUGGUGCUGGAAAGGAUGAUGGGUCUUGGGAUCCUGCGGCAAUCUACUAUGCCAUCCGCGGCCUCGACGACGUCUACCACUACAACAAGACCGGCGGUGCCGUCACAAUCCUGCCCAACGGAACAAGCACAUGGAACGACAGCGCCGUGCCGGCCGGAAAGCAGAACUGGGUCGACCUCACCAUGAGCAAUGUCACGUUCGCAAAGAGGCUUGAGGACAUCCUUCUGUGGGAGCCGAGCAAGCCCAAGCCGACGAACCUGAUCAAGUGCGGUGCCGCGGCUGGAAAUGGUACCAGUGGUACUGGCUCUGGCUCUGGCUCAGGCUCAGGCUCCGGCUCUGGCUCCGGAAACGCGACAACUACACCUGGUGCGGCGUCGACGCCGUUAGCGGAGUUUGAGGGUGCGGCUGCAAGUGUCGGUGUGGAGAGGAGUGUGCUUCUUGGUGCGGCGAUGGUGCUGGCUGCUAUGUUUGCGUUGUAG
This is a messenger RNA of Morchella sextelata, 1242 nucleotides long. RefSeq lists its product as uncharacterized. Gene Ontology annotation, molecular function: hydrolase activity, hydrolyzing N-glycosyl compounds. NCBI's taxonomy places the organism in Eukaryota, Fungi, Ascomycota, Pezizomycetes, Pezizales, Morchellaceae. The transcript has 4 exons. The record is from RefSeq and is a predicted model, not a curated record. Bases 1 to 1242 code for a protein of 413 amino acids.